This is a messenger RNA of Coregonus sp. 'balchen', 23261 nucleotides long. The record is from the annotation of a GenBank genome assembly. Lineage: Eukaryota; Metazoa; Chordata; Actinopteri; Salmoniformes; Salmonidae.
AUGUCCACUCCAGACCCUCCCAUGGGAGGUACCCCUCGACCGGGUCCUUCCCCAGGCCCGGGGCCCUCUCCUGGGGCGAUGCUUGGCCCCAGCCCUGGUCCUUCUCCAGGGGGGUCCUCUCACAGCAUGAUGGGGCCCAGCUCAGGGCCUCCAUCCUCAGGUCACCCCCUGCCUCAGCCUGGGCCCUCUGGAUACUCCCAGGAGAACAUGCACCCUCUGCACAAAGUAAGGACACCUUGUGGAUUAAUGAGUGCUACUGUACCUAACCAGCUGGACACUUCAGAACCAAAGGCACAUUUACACAUUUUGUGGACAAUAAAGUAUUUUUUCUGUUGUGUUCUAUUCUAUUCCAUGCUACUUGAUCUGCCAUCUAUGUCAUCUGAUGUAUCUCCUCUUUGUAAAUACAGUACAUACACUUUGUUGAAACAAUUCCUUGCAACAAUGAAAACCUGUUUCAAUGUAGAUCUAUCUACAUUUGUUUGUAUCGAUGUCUCCCUCCCUGUAGCCACUGGAAGGUAUGGAGAGAACUGCCAUGGAGAGAACUGGUAUAGAGAGGACUGGUAUGGAAAGGUCUGCCAUGGAGAGAACUGGUAUGGAAAGGACUGGUAUGGAACGGACUGGUAUGCAUGAGAAAGGCAUGAGUGAGGAGUCCCGCUUUGCCCAGAUGAAGGGCAUGCCCAUGAGACAGGGAGGGCACAGUGGCAUGGGCCCUCCUCCCAGCCCCAUGGACCAACACUCUCAAGGUAGGUACACACACUCUCACCAAGGGGUCUGUUCAGGAGGGUGCACAGUUGAACAAUGUUCAGAUAGAACUGUAUAGAACCUAUAUUAUCUAUUAUGGUAGAAUUGGAAAUUGUGUCAGAUCUAUUCAUUUUUAUCUGUAAUGUUUCACCUCACUGAAUAUCCCCUUUUCUCUCUCUGUCUCUCUCUCUCUUUCCAUCUCCCUCUCUCCCCACCAGGCUACCACUCCCCACUCGGCGGCUCUGACCACUCCAGCCCCGUCCCUUCCAACGGGCCCCCCUCUGUCCCUCUACAACCCUCUAGCGCUGUCCCCGGGUCUGGCCUAAACCCCUCAGACACCUCCUCCAACCCGGACUCCCAAACCCUGGGGGCCCAGAACCAGCAGCAGAACCGGCCCGGUGGGCCCCAGCAAAGUGGCUCCGGACCUGGCCCUCAUGGUCCCAGCCCUGGUCCCACCACCCCUGGUGGCCCCGGAGGAGGCCCUACUCCUUUCAACCAGAACCAGCUUCACCAGCUGCGGGCCCAGAUCAUGGCCUAUAAGGCAUGUACAGUACAUGUAUAUUGAUGAUUUAAUGGUUGAAAGACGGAUAUGUGUAUAAGAUGAUACAUUAUAACUGAUAUAUAAUGUGUUAUGACUGCCUAUGGUUAUUUAUAAUGUCUCAAAACUCUCACUCAGCGGUCCACAAUGUUGUUUUUAAUAUGUAGCUAAUAUGCCUUGUCACCUGUUGUAUAAAUAUUGUGGAGUGACACUUUAUGUGCAUUUAAAUUGUAUUUUAAUUUUAUGACUAAAGGGUAGACAAGCAAGUCAAUGAACAUCAUUCACAUGUUACAAUAACAAACAUGAACAUAUUGGAUUGACACUUUAAUAAACUUUUCUCUCUAUAAGAUGCUGGCCAGGGGGCAACCACUACCAGACCACCUCCAGAUGGCUGUCCAGGGGAAGAGGCCCAUGGGGUGCAGCCCAGGGAUGCAGGGGCUGGGGCCGGGGCAGGGGGGACUGGGGCAGCCCAUGCCCAGCCUGGCUCCUGGAGGUCCUGGAGGUGUGGGGCCAGGGGGGCCAGGACAAGGACCAGGAGGAUCCAUGGGCCAGGGCUACAGCAGAGCUCAUGGUGAGGGAGGCAGAAUGAAGAGCAUUGGAUAUUGAUCUGUAUAAUUACAGUAACUAGUUGAAACAGGAAGAUUCAUCAGGAAAGCAUUGAUCAGUCAAAGCAUUGAUCAGUCAAAGCAUUGAUCACUCUGCUCCAGCCUCUCCAACCUAAUAUGUGUGUAUGUGUAUAUCGGGGGGUUGGAUAAAAAGCAGAAGACAAAUUUCCAUCACGAGUGGACUAAUAAAAUAUAUCUUAUCAGUCAAUUAAUCAGCAUCUACAGUGAGGGAAAAAAGUAUUUGAUCCCCUGCUGAUUUUGUACGUUUGCCCACUGACAAAGAAAUGAUCAGUCUAUAAUUUUAAUGGUAGGUUUAUUUGAACAGUGAGAGACAGAAUAACAACAAAAAAAUCCAGAAAAACACAUCAAAAAUGUUAUAAAUUGAUUUACAUUUUAAUGAGGGAAAUAAGUAUUUGACCCCCUCUCAAUCAGAAAGAUUUCUGGCUCCCAGGUGUCUUUUAUACAGGUAACGAGCUGAGAUUAGGAGCACACUCUUAAAGGGAGUGCUCCUAAUCUCAGUUUGUUACCUGUAUAAAAGACACCUGUCCACAGAAGCAAUCAAUCAAUCAGAUUCCAAACUCUCCACCAUGGCCAAGACCAAAGAGCUCUCCAAGGAUGUCAGGGACAAGAUUGUAGACCUACACAAGGCUGGAAUGGGCUACAAGAUCAUCGCCAAGCAGCUUGGUGAGAAGCUGACGACAGUUGGUGCGAUUAUUCGCAAAUGGAAGAAACACAAAAUAACUGUCAAUCUCCCUCGGCCUGGGGCUCCAUGCAAGAUCUCACCUCGUGGAGUUGCAAUGAUCAUGAGAACGGUGAGGAUUCAGCCCAGAACUACACGGGAGGAUCUUGUCAAUGAUCUCAAGGCAGCUGGGACCAUAGUCACCAAGAAAACAAUUGGUAACACACUACGCCGUGAAGGACUGAAAUCCUGCAGCGCCCGCAAGGUCCCCCUGCUCAAGAAAGCACAUAUACAGGGCCGUCUGAAGUUUGCCAAUGAACAUCUGAAUGAUUCAGAGGAGAACUGGGUGAAAGUGUUGUGGUCAGAUGAGACCAAAAUCGAGCUCUUUGGCAUCAACUCAACUCGCCGUGUUUGGAGGAGGAGGAAUGCUGCCUAUGACCCCAAGAACACCAUCCCCACCGUCAAACAUGGAGGUGGAAACAUUAUGCUUUGGGGGUGUUUUUCUGCUAAGGGGACAGGACAACUUCACUGCAUCAAAGGGACGAUGGACAGGGCGAUAUACCGUCAAAUCUUGGGUGAGAACCUCCUUCCCUCAGCCAGGGCAUUGAAAAUGGGUCGUGGAUGGGUAUUCCAGCAUGACAAUGACCCAAAACACACGGCCAAGGCAACAAAGGAGUGGCUCAAGAAGAAGCACAUUAAGGUCCUGGAGUGGCCUAGCCAGUCUCCAGACCUUAAUCCCAUAGAAAAUCUGUGGAGGGAGCUGAAGGUUCGAAACCUUAAUGACUUGGAGAAGAUCUGCAAACAGGAGUGGAAUAUAAUCCCUCCUGAGAUGUGUGCAAACCUGGUGGCCAACUACAAGAAACGUCUGACCUCUGUGAUUGCCAACAAGGGUUUUGCCACCAAGUACUAAGUCAUGUUUUGCAGAGGGGUCAAAUACUUAUUUCCCUCAUUAAAAUGCAUAUCAAUUUAUAACAUUUUUGACAUGCGUUUUUCUGGAUUUUUUUGUUGUUAUUCUGUCUCUCACUGUUCAAAUAAACCUACCAUUAAAAUUAUAGACUGAUCAUCUCUUUGUCAGUGGGCAAACGUACAAAAUCAGCAAGGGAUCAAAUACUUUUUUCCCUCACUGUAAAUGCUGUGAGAAGUAGCAAGCUUGUAUUGUUUUGAUCUGGUACAGUAGCUGGAUAUCUGUUUUCCAAUAGGUCUGAAAAGUAUGAAACAUUAGCCUUUCUCUGAAUAUACCACUGAUAUAAUGUUGUAGGGAUGAUGGGACCCAACAUGCCUCCACCAGGCCCCUCUGGUCCAACAGGCAUGCAGGGACAGAACCCCAACGGACCCCCCAAGUCCUGGUCUGAAGGUGAACAUAAUAACACCAGCGUUAUUAUCACUUUCUACUGAGGCGCAAUGAGUUCAAGUUUAUUAUCACUCACAUAGUAGGUAGGUACUUAGCAGUUAGUCACAUAGUAGGAACAGAUGUGAGAUCUUCAUUUGAUCUCUGUUUUGUUGCUGAGGAAAUACGAACUUUGAAAUUGUUGACUUGAUUUUCCCUAACGAAAAAUGUAUCAACACCUACAAAAAUGUCAGUUAAUUAUAAUCCACAUAAUAAUUCACAUUUCCUGUUGCUGCAGGAUUAUUUUCUUGCUGUAGAAAACUAAGAUCAUACAUUAUGAAAAAUGUAUGCACUCACUAACUGUAAGUCGCUCUGGAUAAGAGCAUCUGCUAAAUGACAAAACAAUUAAAAUACAUCUGUACUCACAUACAGUGGGGGAAAAAAGUAUUUAGUCAGCCACCAAUUGUGCAAGUUCUCCCACUUAAAAAGAUGAUAGAGGCCUGUAAUUUUCAUCAUAGGUACAUGUCAACUAUGACAGACAAAAUGAGAAUUUUUUUCUCCAGAAAAUCACAUUGUAGGAUUUUUUAUGAAUUUAUUUGCAAAUUAUGGUGGAAAAUAAGUAUUUGGUCAAUAACAAAAGUUUCUCAAUACUUUGUUAUAUACCCUUUGUUGGCAAUGACACAGGUCAAACGUUUUCUGUAUGUCUUCACAAGGUUUUCACACACUGUUGCUGGUAUUUUGGCCCAUUCCGCCAUGCAGAUCUCCUCUAGAGCAGUGAUGUUUUGGGGCUGUCGCUGGGCAACACAGACUUUCAACUCCCUCCAAAGAUUUUCUAUGGGGUUGAGAUCUGGAGACUGGCUAGGCCACUCCAGGACCUUGAAAUGCUUCUUACGAAGCCACUCCUUUGUUGCCCGGGCGGUGUGUUUGGGAUCAUUGUCAUGCUGAAAGACCCAGCCACGUUUCAUCUUCAAUGCCCUUGCUGAUGGAAGGAGGUUUUCACUCAAAAUCUCACGAUACAUGGCCCCAUUCAUUCUUUCCUUUACACGGAUCAGUCGUCCUGGUCCCUUUGCAGAAAAACAGCCCCAAAGCAUGAUGUUUCCACCCCCAUGCUUCACAGUAGGUAUGGUGUUCUUUGGAUGCAACUCAGCAUUCUUUGUCCUCCAAACACGACGAGUUGAGUUUUUACCAAAAAGUUAUAUUUUGGUUUCAUCUGACCAUAUGACAUUCUCCCAAUCCUCUUCUUGAUCAUCCAAAUGCACUCUAGUAAACUUCAGAUGGGCCUGGACAUGUACUGGCUUAAGCAGGGGGACACGUCUGGCACUGCAGGAUUUGAGUCCCUGGCGGCGUAGUGUGUUACUGAUGGUAGGCUUUGUUACUUUGGUCCCAGCUCUCUGCAGGUCAUUCACUAAGUCCCCCCGUGUGGUUCUGGGAUUUUUGCUCACCGUUCUUGUGAUCAUUUUGACCCCACGGGGUGAGAUCUUGCGUGGAGCCCCAGAUCGAGGGAGAUUAUCAGUGGUCUUGUAUGUCUUCCAUUUCCUAACAAUUGCUCCCACAGUUGAUUUCUUCAAACCAAGCUGCUUACCUAUUGCAGAUUCAGUCUUCCCAGCCUGGUGCAGGUCUACAAUUUUGUUUCUGGUGUCCUUUGACAGCUCUUUGGUCUUGGCCAUAGUGGAGUUUGGAGUGUGACUGUUUGAGGUUGUGGACAGGUGUCUUUUAUACUGAUAACAAGUUCAAACAGGUGCCAUUAAUACAGGUAACGAGUGGAGGACAGAGGAGCCUCUUAAAGAAGAAGUUACAGGUCUGUGAGAGCCAGAAAUCUUGCUUGUUUGUAGGUGACCAAAUACUUAUUUUCUACCAUCAUUUGCAAAUAAAUUCAUAAAAAAUCCUACAAUGUGAUUUUCUGGAUUUUUUUCCCUCAAUUUGUCUGUCAUAGUUGACGUGUACCUAUGAUGAAAAUUACAGGCCUCUCUCAUCUUUUUAAGUGGGAGAACUUGCACAAUUGGUGGCUGACUAAAUACUUUUUUCCCCCACUGUAGUAGUAACUCACAUAGCAGUUAGUCAACACAGAGUUAAUUGUUAAAACACUAAAAUGUAAUUCAUGAUGGUAUUUCAUGAUUUAGUCCUGUUCACAUCAAUAAAUUGAUUGAUUGAUUGACGGUUAGUUACCUUUGCCCUUUCUUUCCUUCCCCCAGGUCCGAUGGUGAACGCCGCCGCCCCCUCCAACGCCCCCCAGAAGUUGAUCCCUCCCCAGCCGACGGGCCGUCCCUCCCCUGCUCCACCCUCCAUACCCCCCGCAGCCUCCCCGGUCAUGCCCCCCCAGACCCAGUCCCCUGGGCAGCCGGUCCAGCCCCCGCCCAUGGUGCCCCACCAUGCCAAGCAGAACCGCAUCACCCCCAUCCAGAAACCCCACGGACUCGACCCGGUGGAAAUACUGCAGGAGAGGGAGUACAGGUAACCUACGAACCCUGACCCUUAAGCCCUGACCCUUAAGACCUGACCCCUGACCCCUAACCCUGUGGAAAAACUGCAGGAGAGGGAUUACAGGUAAUAUACUAACCCUGACCCUUAACCCCUGACCCCUAACCCGGUGGAGAUACUGCAGGAAAGGGAGUACAGGUACACAAUCAAUCAAAAUGUAUUUAUAAAGCCCUUUUUACAUCACAAAGUGUAGUAACCUGGCCUAGACCCGAAAGAACAAACAGCAGUAUAUCUAGCAUUCAUCAUACAUUAAUUGAAUAGAUAGGUACAUAGUUACAUAGUUAGUCCUACUAUAUAUACAUUUAUAAUAGCAGACUCAGUUCUCUACAGCACUAGUACUCUCUCUCUCUCCCUCUCUCUCUCUCUCUCUUCGUGCUCUCUCUCUCUCUCUCCUCUCGCUCUCUCUCUCGUCUCUCUCCUUCUCUCCCGCUCUCCUCUCCCUCUUUCACUCUUCCCCCCUCCUCUCCUCUCUCCCUCUCGGCUCGGUCUCGUCUCUCCUCUCUCUCUCCUCUCUCUCCUCUCCUCUCUUGCUCCCCAUCUCCUCUCUCUCUCCCUCACUCAUCUCUCUCCCUCUCUGCCUCUCCCCUCUCUUCUUCCCUCCGAUCUCUCUCUCGCAGCCGUCUCUCCGCUUCCGCCCCCCUUCGAUCGUCACCUCUCCCCUUCUGAUCUCUCUGUUGCUCGCUCCCUCUCUGUCUCUCUCUCUCUCUCCUCCUCGUCUCUCAUGCUCGUCUCUCAUCUCCUCUCCCUCAGGCUCGUCCUCCGUCUCUCUCUCGCUCGUCGUUGCAUCUCUCUCGCUGGGUUUCAUCUCUCGUCUCCUCCUCCUCUCUCGUCGCGACUCUGCCUCUCCUCCUGGGUCUUUCUCGCUGGCUCUCCUCUUCCUCUCCCCUACGGUCGCUGUCCGGGAGUCACUCUCUCUCUCUCUCUCUCUCUCUCUCUCUCGCGUCUCCUCUCUCACCUCGUGAGCCCGUGCAUCUCGCUCUCUCUCAGAGUCCCUCCUCCCUCUCUCUUCUCCCGCUCGAUCUCGCGUCGUCGGCGUCACGGACGCUCCUCUCUCUCUCUCUCUCUCUCUCGUCUCUCUCUCUCGUUCGGAGCUCUCGUCUCUCUUCGUCAUUCGGCAUCUCUCUGCCUCUCUCCUCUCUCUCCUCGUGCUGCCUCUCUCGCUCAGUCUAAGCUCUCGAGCUCUCGUCCUCUCCCCGCCUCCUCCUGGUGCUCUCGGUCCCGUCGCCUCGUCUCUCUGUCUCUCCUCUCGCCUCUCUCUCACACCUCGAAGCUCUCGAGUAUGUCGCCUCUCUCUCUCUCUCUCUCACGUCUGCAACCUCUCUCUCUCUCUCUCUCUUCUCUCGUCCCUUUCCUCGCUCUGUCUCCCUCCCUCCCCCUCUCUAUCUUGGGUCUCUGUGGCAUCUCCAGACUGCAGGCUCGUAUCACCCAUCGUAUAGCUGAGUUGGAGAACCUCCCUGGCUCUCUGGCUGGAGACCUGAGGACCAAGGCCACCAUCGAACUCAAGGCCCUCCAGCUGCUCAACUUCCAGAGACAGGUAGGCUACUGGCCUGCCCUGCAGAUCACACACAGGACUGUGUUGUACUGUAGCACUCCUUCGUAAAGGUCUACAUGACACUGUCAUUACAAUGACCCUUCAUAAUGGCUACAUAACAUAAGUCCUAUAAACAGUCAUGACUCUUUAACUGUGUUGUACUGUUGUAACUGUCCUGAAAACAUUGGGGACUGUUGAGACCCUCUCCCAUACAGUAUGCCCACACAUGAUGGUGGUGACGAUGAUGAUGAUGCAUUUAUAUACACAUUUGUAAUUUCUCCGGUCUCUUCCAACUUCACAGCUGCGUCAGGAGGUAGUGGUGUGUAUGCGUAGGGACACGGCUCUGGAGACAGCUCUGGACGCUAAGGCGUACAAGAGGAGCAAGCGCCAGUCCCUACGAGAGGCCCGCAUCACAGAGAAACUGGAGAAACAGCAGAAGAUCGAACAGGAGCGCAAACGUCGACAGAAACACCAGGUACACUACCAAAAACUUAGGGCCGGAUUACACCUGUUUCGAGACAAAAAGCUAUUUUCAAUAGAGAUGUUUUGGGAAAAUGCUUUUCGAGGCACAAUGUCAGGUAACGUCCUUCAAGAAGUUUCGAUUAUUUUAACUCCUUUAAUCCUUAAUGAGGAAAUUUGGGAGAAGGAUAUCUCACUAAUAUAUUUCACUCUUUAUAAGUAAUUAGAUACAGUACAUUAUGUUAAUCAGUAGUAGUAGUAGUAGCAGCACCACCACCAAGCCAGCUAGAAAUACUUGCUAUGGGACAGAACUGAAUACUGACUCUCAUCUCUUGUCUGUCUCCAGGAGUAUCUGAGCAUUAUCCUGGCCCACGCCAAAGACUUUAAGGAGUACCACCGCUCCAUCACAGCUAAGAUCCAGAAAGCCACCAAGGCCGUGGCCACGUACCACGCCAACACGGAGCGCGAGCAGAAGAAGGAGAACGAACGCAUCGAGAAGGAGAGGAUGAGGAGGCUGAUGGUGAAGAUCAUUACAUACAGUAUUCUCGUUCACACACUUGUGUUUAUAAAGACACACACACACGUGCAAACACUCCUACUCUUUCACGUACUUACACACUCAUGUGUAUACAAAGACACACACUAACAACGCACAUUACUUUACCCUACUCUUCUCUACUCUCAUUCCCACACACACACUCAUCCGUCUCACAUCAAUGAGUUUUGUGUCUGAUUAUCUCCCCCGUUCUCGCCCUCUCCCUCUCUCUCUCUCCAGGCUGAGGAUGAGGAGGGCUACCGUAAGCUGAUUGACCAGAAGAAGGACAAGCGUCUGGCCUACCUGCUGCAGCAGACGGAUGAGUACGUGGCCAACCUCACUGAGUUGGUCCGGGCUCACAAGCUGGUACAGGCCCUCAAAGAGAAGAAGAAGAAGAAGAAAAAGAAGAAGGUGAGUGAGAGAGAGGAGUGAGUGAGUGAGUGAGUGAGUGAGUGAGUGAGUGAGUGAGUGAGUGAGUGAGUGAGUGAGUGAGUGAGAUGAGAUGGAGAGAGAGAGAGAGAGAGAUGUGACAAAGGAAACAUACACACAUCCAAUAUGUUCAGGUGCUGGACAGAAGGGGACUAAAACGUAUGUCCACGACUGAUUUGCUGAGACGGACACAUGACAGAUGAGGUUUCAAACCAACUGGGAUCUCCUGAGGAAUGUGUGUGUGUAGAUGUGGUUGUGAGCUGUAGUCAGCACUAGUCUCUGUAGGGAGUUUAUAGAGUCAGUGUGUAGAUGUGUUUGUGAGCGUGAUAAACACACUGAUAUGUGGAUGUCUUUCCUACAGAAGCUGGAGAACGCUGAGGGCCAGACUCCUGUACUGGGACCUGAUGGAGAGGUGAGUGGGAUAGUAAACUAACAUACUGGAAUGAUAUAUAACUAUGUUUAGCAGACGCUCGUAUCCAGAGAGACUUACAGUCAUUCUCAUAACCAAUCUACAGUACACUGUUAUAGAUACAUCAGUAUGGUUACCAGUCUGUUACCUGUUGUUAUACAUUUUACAUUUACCUGAUGCUCUUAUCCAGAGAGACAUACAGGAGCAAUUAGGGUUAAGUGCCUUGCUCAAGGGCACAUCGACAGAUUUUUUACCUAGUCGGCUCGGGGAUUAGAACCAGCGACCUUUCGGUUACUGGCACUACGCUCUUAACCACUAAGCUACCUGCCGCUAGACAUAGUAUUUGUCAUAGUCAUGGUUCAGCAGGUAUCUACAUUACCCCACACUAUAAGCAUCAGUAUCCAGUGGCGUUCUGACUCGGUGUCCCCCCCCCCCCUCCAGCCUCUAGAUGAGACGUCCCAGAUGAGUGACCUACCAGUGAAGGUGAUCCACGUGGACAGUGGUAACAUCCUGACAGGGGUGGACGCUCCUAAAGCUGGACAGCUGGACACAUGGCUGGAGAUGAACCCUGGGUACGAGGCUGGAGGAGGAGGAUGAUGAUGAGAUGGGCCUAGAGGGGGUUUAUUGGGGGUUGGGGUAUCUUUUAGAGGGGGUAAAGGAAUGUUUGUGGUUGUAAUGCUGAUAUUUUCUGCUGGUCCAGGUACGAGGUGGCCCCUCGCUCUGACAGUGAAGACAGUGGAUCGGAAGAGGAGGAGGUGGGUUUGGUCUUAAAAGAUAGUACCCAACCAUGAUUCAACUGUUAAUAUAGCGAUUACAGGAUGAAAACGCUACAAAAAGUAGGAACAAAAUCAACUGAAUUGGUUGUGCAGUCAUAAAGACUAGAUUCAUUCCAUACUCUCUCUGUACCAACGCUAUGACCAGUCUGUCUGAGUGGUGAUUGACAGGUUGGCCUGUCAUUGGCCUGUCAGGAGGAAGAGGAGGAGCCCCAGCCGGCGGUGCCUCCAGUAGUGGUCCUCCCAGGGUUAGUGGGGUUAGAGGAGAAGAAGAAGAAGAUCCCAGACCCAGACAUUGAAGAAGUAUCAGAGGUGGACGUACGACACAUCAUAGAGUGAGUACACUACACCAGGGUCCCUAUAGAGUACCAAAGGAUGAGUCAUAAUACCCAUAAAACCUAGCGGUCAAACAGGGAAAUGGUUCCAAUCGUUUUUCCACAAUUCAUUUUUCCCAUCUGGGAUUUUAGAAACACUUAAAAUUAGGGCUGUGUUUCGUGUAAGCUUACCCUGGCAUGACGUUUUGAUAACCGUGUAAAUCUCUCGGACAAGGUGACUUUUGUCAAUAUAUUCCCUUGUAUUUACCCCCCAAAAAUGAAACGCUAAUUAGCUGCUAAUGUAGCUAUCAUAAAGAACUACAAAUGUCAUGAUGAUCUGGACGAGACUGCUGAAUCGAGGCAAAGGUAAGAAUCUCUGGAUUAACUAUCUAAUGUUAGCUAAAUGUAGUAAUGAAUAAAUUGGCUACAUUUCUUUACAUUGACAAUUCUGUGAACUGUCUUGUGCAAGUUUUAUAUUGACACAAUACCUGUUAGCAAAGGUGUCAGCUAGAGAUGAUGUCCAGGAGCUUGCAGGGAUUUGUAGUUUUGCAUGAUGUCUACUUUGAUGCUAAUUAGUAUUUUAGAAUCUCAGAGUAAAUAGAGCCGAAUAUAUUGAUAAAAGUCACCAUGUCCGAGACAGAUUUACAUGGUUAUCAAAACGUCACGCCAGGGUAAGCCUACACAAAACACAGCCCUUAUUUUAUGUGUUUCUAAAAUCACCUAUGGGAAAAAUGAAUGGUGGUAAAACGAUUGGAACCGUUUCCCUGUUUGACUGUUAGGUUUUAUGGGUAUUAUGACACCUCCACUGUGGGGCUCUAUUCUCUACCUUUUUCUCAAUUGUGCGCUUGUGGACUCCUCCACACACAUUGAGACGUGAUCUGACUGAAAUAGUUUGGAAGGGCCCAUAAGUAAGCAUUUAACUGUUAGUCUACACCUGCUGUUUUACGAAGCAAGUGACAAAUUUGCAUGUGAUUUGAAAUGUCCGGUGUAUGAUUCAGGGUUGGUGUCAAAAGAACCGUUGAUUUUCAGUGAGGAAUUGGGUGAACCUCUGACCUUCUCCAAUGUGUUUUGAUGAGGCGGCGAGAAGAAAGGACACAAGGAGAUACAAUUGAGAUUCACCUGUUGUGCACUCCUGCCCACACAUUGGAUUUAUUUAAAUAAGCCAUAAAGACAGAAAUGCCUACAAUUCAGGUUUGGGGUCAAAAGUGCCAUUAAUAUUCAGUGAGGAAUUAACCCUAAUGCUGUUUUGCUGACUUGCUAAGCCUUAUCAAUGACUGAGUACAUUUUCCAGCCAAGGAAAAUAGUGAUAGAAUUAAAAAGAAUAGCACACUUACUUUAUAGGGCUAAUGCCAAUAUGUAAUAAUAAAUAAUGAUACAUUGAAUUUAUAACACGCUUUUCAUUGAAAAACAAUCUCAAAGUGCUACAGUGAUUGCAUUAAAGCCAUUCAGCCACUGAUAUUGUUUCUUCCCUGGUUCCGUCCGUAGGCACGCUAAACAGGAUGUGGAUGAUGAGUAUAACAGUGCAGAGGCAGCGUUCGCUCGGGGACUCCAGUCUUACUACGCUGUGGCCCAUGCUGUCACUGAGAGAGUGGAGAAACAGUCCACUAUACUCAUCAACGGACAACUGAAACAGUACCAGGUGAAGCAGCGCUGACAAGAGGCUGACUAAGCCUGAGAAGUGACAUUUCCUUUCUUAAGUCAUUAGAAGAGACCCAGACCUACCUGUACAAUUCUUUCUGGCUGAAAUGGUCCUUUGUCUUCCUCUCUUGAACUUCCAUCCCUCUCCUUGUCUCUCUCCUCUCUCCUCUCCCUUUACUUGUCUCUCCCUCCCUCCCUCAGAUUAAAGGUCUGGAGUGGCUGGUGUCUCUCUACAACAACAAUCUGAACGGUAUCCUGGCUGAUGAGAUGGGCCUGGGAAAGACCAUCCAGACCAUCGCUCUCAUCACGUACCUGAUGGAGAACAAGCGAGUCAACGGACCUUUCCUCAUCAUAGUUCCGUUGUCGUGAGUACUGUACCGCUCUGCCACGCACGGAGAACCAUGGCUUCAAUUACAAUUCAUCUUUAAAGGGACAUUACACUCCAAAAAUCAAUCACAUGUUUUCAAGAUUCCCAACAUUGGUGGUAUGUUGAGCAACUGUAAGUUUUGUAGAUUCAGCUAUAUGCCACAAUCCAAAAUGAAUGGAAGACAUAAGCUCCACAUCAUUUUCCAGAUUUGCUGUGCUUAUUUUUUCCAUUAAUUUGGGGUUGAGGUACAGUAUAUAGCUGGAUAUACACAACUGAUGGUGUGGGACUUUUGAAGAGUACUGUCCCUUUAAUUGUAACUGUAUUCAUAGUACACUUAACGUGACUGUCAUACAUGAUAUGAUGGAGUACAGUACGCAUGAGAGGGGUACAAUGAUCAGGAGAGAGGGGUGGGUAAGGUUUGGCACGGUCACAUAAUUAAAAAUUAACUAGAAUAGUAAUAUAUACACUACCAGUCAAAGGUUUGGACACAUGCCCGCUUGGAGUUUGGGACGAUGACCCAACACACCUCCAGGCUGUGUAAGGGCUAUUUGACCAAGAAGCAGAGUGAUGGAGUGCUGCAUCAGAUGACCUGGCCUCCACAAUCCCCCGACCUCAACCCAAUUGAGUGAAGGAAAAGCAGCCAACAAGUGCUCAGCAUAUGUGGGAACUCCUUCAAGACUGUUGGAAAAGCAUUCCAGGUGAAGCUGGUUGAGAGAAUGCCAAGAGUGUGCAAAGCUGUCAUCAAGGCAAAGGGAGGCUACUUUGAAGAAUCUCAAAUCUCAAAUAUAUUUUGAUUUUGUUUAACACUUUUUUGGUUACUACAUGAUUCCAUAUGUGUUAUUUCAUAGUUUUGAUGUCUUCACUAUUAUUCUACUAUGUAGAAAAUAGUACAAAUAAAGAAAAACCCUUGAAGGAGUAGGUGUGUCCAAACUUUUGACUGGUACUGUAUGUAUCUAUCUGUAUGGGUACAGUGCUAUUUGUUUGCUUAGGUAAGUUUGGCCCUCUGUUUUCCUCUCUUCUCUCAUUGACAGAACUCUCUCUAACUGGGUGUAUGAGUUUGACAAGUGGGCUCCGUCUGUAGUGAAGGUCUCCUACAAGGUGAGUUGCUAACCUUCCGCCAACUAUAUGGUAACCAUGGUAACACUAAUUACUAGGGGUCCUGAAAUACAGACGUAUGGGCGGCCGUGUGUAAGCCUGUCUAUAAUGUAUAUAUGUGGUCAUUCAAAUCAAAAGUGUAUCACUUGCAGUGAGAACAACAACAAGUAGGCCUAUUAUGAAUACAAAUGUAAAGUCAUGCCAUUCUAGUAAUUAUUAAUUUAAUUAAUUAAUGUCAAGUUAAAUCCAAGUGCCUGUCCUUCAUGUUGUCUCUGUAGGGUUCCCCUCAGGCCAGAAGGGCCUUCAUUCCCCAGCUACGCAGCGGCAAGUUCAACGUUCUCCUCACUACCUAUGAGUACAUCAUCAAGGAUAAACAGGUCCUAGCCAAGGUAACACACACAGACACACAGACAGACACACAGACACACUACCUCCAGCGUGAUUCUGAACAACAAUCACCAUGACCAUUUGACUGAUGACCUAUAUACCCUCUUUCUGUCUUCUCCUACUCCCCACCCCCCCCCCCCCCACCCCUCUCUCUCUCUCUCCUACAUCACUCCCUGCUCCCUCUCCCCCCACAGAUCCGGUGGAAGUACAUGAUCGUGGACGAGGGCCACCGGAUGAAAAACCACCACUGUAAGCUAACCCAGGUCCUCAACACCCACUACCUGGCCCCCAGGAGAGUGCUCCUAACUGGGACACCGCUCCAGAACAAGCUGCCUGAGCUCUGGGCCCUGCUCAACUUUCUCCUGCCCACCAUCUUUAAGAGCUGCAGUACCUUCGAACAGUGGUUCAAUGCACCCUUCGCUAUGACUGGAGAGAAGGUGAGUUUUUUUAGCUGGAAGAGAUGGAGAAAUGCUAUUUAUACUGAACAAAAAUAUAAACGCAACAUGUAAAGUGUUGGUCCCAUGUUUCAUGAGCUGAAAUAAAAGAUCCCAGAAAUGUUCCAUACGCACAAAAAGCUUAUAUCUCUCAAAAUCUUGUGCACAAAUUUGUUUACAUCCCUGUCAGUGAGAAAUUCUCCUUUGCUAAGAUAAUCCAUCCACCUGACAGGUGUUGCAUAUCAAGAAGCUGAUUAAACAGCAUGAUCAUUACACAGGUGCACCUUGUGCUGGUGACAAUAGAAGGCCAUUCUAAAAUGUCACACAACACAAUGCCACAGAUGUCUCAAGAUUGAGGGAGCGUGCAAUUCGCAUGCUGACUGCAGGAAUGUCCACCAGAGCUGUUGCCAGAGAAUUUAAUGUGCAUUUUUCUACCAUAAGCUGCCUCCAACGUCGUUUUAGAGAAUUUGGCAGUACGUCCAACCGGCCUCACGACCACAGACCAUGUGUAACCACGCCAGCCCAGGACCGCCACUUCGGCUUCUUCACCUGCGGGAUCAUCUGAAGGGGUGCUGAGGAGUAUUUCUGUCUGUAAUAAAGCCUUUUUGUGGGGAAGCACUGGCUCCCCAGUAGGUGCGCCCUUGCCCAGUUAUGUGAAAUCCAUAGAUUAGGGCCUAAUUUAUUUAUUUCAAUUGACUUAAAGCUCAGUAAAAUCGUUGAAAUUGUUGCAUGUAGGCAUUUUAUAUUUUAGUUCAGUUUAAAUUCCAUGUUGUUAAAGGGAUAAUUUAUGAUAUUCCGUGGGCCACAUUUAAUUGGCUCAUCUGUCCCGCGGGCUGCCAGUUGCCCAUCACUGCUACGCACCUUGUAUACAUUUCUGUUUAUGAAAUUAAAUAAUAUAUAACUUGGUUCUCUUCUCUCCAGGUGGAUCUAAAUGAAGAGGAGACCAUCCUGAUUAUCCGUCGCCUCCACAAGGUGCUCCGCCCCUUCCUGUUACGCAGGCUCAAGAAGGAAGUAGAGGCUCAGCUACCGGAAAAGGUAUAGUACAUCUCUCCAUCUUCACAUAACUUUUAAAUACAAACUCAUGUUCACAGACAAUGCUUUCUUCAAUAUCUUGUCCAUUUGGUGUCCUCUUACCUAUGCUCUCAGGUAUUUUUCAGCUGACUGUGUUUGUAUAAUAUCUCCAUUCUGUGGUAUUAAUUGAUUGACUCUCUCUCGCUGUCUGUCUGUCUGUCUGUCUGUCUGUCUGUCUGUCUGUCUGUCUGUCUGUCUGUCUGUCUGUGUCUCUCUCUCUCUCUCCCUCCAGGUGGAGUAUGUGAUAAAGUGUGAUAUGUCAGCGCUCCAGAGGGUUCUGUACAGACAUAUGCAGGCCAAAGGAGUCCUACUGACAGACGGCUCUGAGAAGGACAAGAAGGUGAGGAGGAAUAACUAAAGUUCUUUGUCCAAAAAGUGUAAAAGAUGCACUUUUUUUUAGCUAAUAUUCUUUAUAUAUGAACAUGUGUAAGUUGUCAGAAGCUUUUUGAUUACAUUGCAAGGUGAAACAAUUAUAAAAUGUACAAGGGAGUAUUAGUUUUGUUUCCAGACCUUUGUUUUAAAAACAUCCUCACAUGCCUCACUUCCAUUAAUUCUUAGCUUGUGGUGGCUAGAGUUUGCUAAAGUUCGAAGUUGCAGUUGAAAGAAAACAGAACAAUUGAUUACAGUUUCCCCAGGUCCAUACAGUGGAUUCGGAAAGUAUUCAGACCCCUUGACUUUUUCCACAUUUUGUUACAUUACAGCCUUAUUCUAAAAUGGAUUAAAUUACAUUUUUCCCUCAUCAAUCUACACACAAUACCCCAUAAUCACAAAGCGAAAACAGGAUUUUAGAAAUGUUUGCAAAUGUAUUAAAAAUAAAAAACAGAAAUACCUUAUUUACAUAAGUAUUCAGACCCUUUGCUAUGAGACUCGAAUUUGAGCUCAGGUGCAUCCUGUUUCCAUUAAUCAUCAUUGAGAUGUUUCUACAACUUGAUUGGAGUCCACCUGUGGUAAAUUCAAUUGAUUGGACAUGAUUUGGAUGGGCACACACCUGUCUAUAUAAGGGCCCACAGUUGACAGUGCAUGUCAGAGCAAAAACCAAGCCAUGAGGUCGAAGGAAUUGCCCAUAGAACUUCGAGACAGGAUUGUGUCGAGGCACAGAUAUGGCGAAUGGUACCAAAACAUUUCUGCAGCAUUGAAGGUCCCCAAGAACACAGUGGCCUUCAUCAUUCUUAAAUGGAAGAAGUUUGGAACCACCAAGACUCUUCCUAGAGCUGGCCGCCCUGCCAAACUGAGCAAUCGGGGGAGAAGGGCCUUGGUCAGGGAGGUGACCAAGAACCCGAUGGUCACUCUGACAGAGCUCCAGAGUUCCUCUGUGGAGAUGGGAGAACCUUCCAGAAGGACAACCAUAUCUACAGCACUCCACCAAUCAGGCCUUUAUGGUAGAGUGGCCAGAUGGAAGCCAGUCCUCAGUAAAAGGCACAUGACAGCCCGCUUGGAGUUUGCCAAAAGGCACCUAAAGGACUCUCAGACCAUGAUAAACAAGAUUCUCUGGUCUGAUGAAAUCAAGAUGGAACUCUUUGGCGUGAAUGCCAAGCGUCACAUCUAGAGGAAACCUGGCACCAUACCUACGGUGAAGCAUGGUGGAGGCAGCAUCAUUCUGUGGGGAUGUUUUUCAGCGGCAGGGACUGGGAGACUAGUCUGGAUCAAGGGAAAGAUGAACAGAGAAAAGUACAGAGAUCCUUGAUGAAAACCUGCUCCAGAGCGCUCAGGACCUCAGACUGGGGCGAAGGUUCACCUUCUAACUGGACAAUGACCCUAAGCACUCAGCCAAGACAACGUAGGAGUGGCUUCGGGGACAAGUCUCUGAAUGUCCUUGAGUGGCCCCGACUUGAACAUGAUCGAACAUCUCUGGAGAGACCUGAAAAUAGCUGUGCAGCGACGCUCCCCAUCCAACCUGACAGAGCUUGAGAGGAUCUGCAGAGAAGAAUGGGAGAAACUCCCCAAAUACAGUUGUGCCAAGCUUGUAGCGUCAUACACAAGAAGACUCGAGGCUGUAAUCGCUGUCAAAGGUGCUUCAACAAAGUACUGAGUAAAGGGUACUGAGUUUAUGUAAAUGUAAUUGUUCAGUUUUUUUUUUUUUAUAAAUGUGCUAACAUUUCUAAAAACCUGUUUUUGCUUUGUCAUUAUUGGGUAUUGUGUGAAGAUUGAUAAGGGGAAAAAAAAACAAUUUAAUCCAUUUUAGAAUAAGGCUGUAACGUAAAAAAAUGGGGAAAAAGUAAAUGGGUCUGAAUUCUUUCCGAAUGCACUGUAUACUAUUUUCAGGGUGAGGAACCAUCUAACAUCAAGUUGUAAAAUCCUGAACUACUCCUUUAAUAUCGGUGUGUCUAUUGUAGGGCAAAGGAGGCACCAAGACUCUCAUGAACACCAUCAUGCAGCUGAGGAAGAUCUGUAACCAUCCCUACAUGUUCCAACAGAUAGAGGUACAGUGGGAAUACAUACACACACACAGAUAGAGGUACAGUAGGAAUAAACAAACAUGCGCGCGCAACACACACACACACACACACACACACACACACACACACAGAUAGAGGUACAGUACAUACAGUGGGAGUAUAUUUUCUAUUGAUGAACUAACCCCACCACAAUUCUGAAUUUGUUCACAGGAAUCUUUCUCAGAGCAUUUAGGAUUUUCCGGAGGGAUAGUGAGUGGGUAAGUGCAUAAGUCGAUUGAGAAAAGAUAAUUCUCACAACAACGACCAGAAAUGCUUUCAAUCUAUUGGCUUGGUUGUGUUCUCUCUCUGCCCCUAGUCUUGAUCUGUACCGAGCCUCAGGGAAGUUUGAGGUGCUGGAUCGUAUCCUGCCCAAGCUGAGGGCCACCAACCACAAGGUGUUGUUGUUCUGUCAGAUGACCUCCCUCAUGACCAUCAUGGAGGACUACUUCACCUACCGCAACUUCAAGCACCUGCGUCUGGACGGUACGGUGUGUGUGUGUGUCUAGGUAUCAGAACUCGGUUCAAAUAGUUACUUGGCGUCUUUCUAAUACAUGCCUGGUGCAAUGGAACAAAGGGUACAAACCCCACCAAUCUGGGAUUCCAUUAAGGCUCAAUCAUACACCCAAAGGAUUUUAGAGUCUAGAAAAUAUAUACUUAUUGAACCCAUGUCUGCUAGGCAAAUGAUACAAAAUCUAAGUUCGGAUUUCUGUCUCUCUUAGUUGCUGUGUUUUAUUCAUCUCCCCUCCGCUUCCUCCCUCCCCCUCUCCCCUCCUCUCUCCCUCCGCCCUCCUGCCCCCUCUCCCUCCAGGCACCACCAAAGCAGAGGACAGGGGCAUGCUGUUGAAGGCGUUUAACGACCCGGCCUCCCAGUACUUCAUCUUCCUGCUCAGUACCAGAGCCGGGGGGCUGGGCCUCAACCUGCAGUCAGCUGACACCGUGGUCAUCUUCGACUCUGACUGGAACCCUCACCAGGUAGGGAGGAGUAACACACACACAAUCUCGUAAGGGAUUGACUGGAACCCACAGCAGGUACACUUGGAAUGUUGGUUGUUGAAGUCAUAUUUUAACAUUACUUGAGUGAAUAUUCAGUUAGAAGUACAAAAUAGCCCACUAAACUUGCUAUGUUAGUAUUGACAUGCCACCAUGGGCCAGAUCCUAACUGAAUCAUUGCUAGCCAUCGGGAUUUGAACUACGAAUGUCUAACGAUUCAGCCCAAGUUAGCCUACCAUAUUCUAACCAUCUCUCCCUCUCCUCCCUCUCUCUCCAGGACCUGCAGGCCCAGGACCGUGCGCACCGCAUUGGCCAACUGAACGAGGUCCGCGUCCUGCGUCUCUGCACCGUCAACUCCGUAGAGGAGAAGAUCCUGGCCGCAGCCAAGUACAAACUCAAUGUGGACCAGAAGGUCAUCCAGGCUGGCAUGUUUGACCAGAAGUCAUCAAGCCACGAGCGCCGGGCUUUCCUGCAGGCUAUCCUGGAGCACGAGGAACAGGACGAGGUCGGGGCCCCGGGGGGGGUGUGGAAGUCUGGGGGGCCUUGGGUGGGUGUGACCGACGAAAGCCCGGAACACCCACACAAUCAGAAUACCCACGCUGCCCACUGACACACCUACCUCUGUCUGUUGUAUUGUUCUUACCGCGUUCUCUUUUUCCAUCCAUUGUACAUCUCUCUCUCUCUCUCUCUCUCUCUCUCUUUCUUUCUUUCUUUCUUUCUUACUUUCAAUCCCUCUUUCUUUUCACCGCUCUCUUUUUCUCACAUAUUUUGUCCCUUAUGUUUUUGUCUUAGGUGGACAGACAAUAUGUAGUGGUAUUUGAUCUACACUUCUUUUGCAUGCUAAUACUGUUUUAAAGACUUUACAUGUACUGUACAUAACAUGUUGUAUAUGCAUGUAUAUUGACCCAUUCCUUGGUGAUGUUACGGGGCUCUUCUUUACUGAGUGGUGGAGUAGAUAGCCUGGUCCCAGACCUGUUUGUUCUGUCUGACAACUCCUAUUGUCAUUGUCAUUGGUCAUAUGGUCACGAACCAGGCUAGAGUGGAUAGAGAAACGACUAGAGGCUAUAGCUUUGCUCAUGUCCUCCUGUCCCCCUGUCCUGCUGUGUGUUGUCUGUCUGUCCAUUGAUGUGUGUUUGACCGCUCAGGAGGAGGACGAGGUGCCAGACGAUGAGACGGUCAACCAGAUGAUCGCCAGGAGCGAGGAGGAGUUUGACCACUUCAUGGUUAGUUAGUGUCUGUUGGUCAUCAUGGUAAUUUCUCUGGGUCAAUAUGUCGAGGGCCAGUCCAGUAUCUAUACACACACCUUUGUUUCCUCUCUUUCUCCUCUCCUCCUUUCUCCUCCCUCUACCUCUGUCCCAUCCUCUGUUUUCUCUGUCUUCUCCUCUCUCCUGUCUUUAUAUCCUCCCCCUCUCCCCCUCCAGCGUAUGGACCUGGACAGGCGGCGUGAGGACGCUCGUAACCCCCGCCGUAAGCCCCGUCUGAUGGAGGAGGACGAGCUGCCCACCUGGAUCAUGAAGGAUGACGCGGAGGUGGAGAGACUCACCUGUGAGGAGGAGGAGGAGAAGAUGUUCGGGAGGGGGUCCCGCCAGCGCAAGGAGGUGGACUACAGCGACUCACUCACCGAGAAGCAGUGGCUCAAGGUUAGAGGUCAGGGGUCAGGGGUUAAAUGACACUCUGGGAUUGGUGUAUACGUAUGGGGAUUUUCUUGGAUUUGAUUUGUUUUCAUUUGAUGUUGUUUAUUAAGUGACAAGGUGCUCAUCAUGUGUUUCCCUCCCUCUCCCUCUCCCUCUCCCUCUCCCUCUCCCUCUCCCUCUCCCUCUCCCUCUCCCUCUCCCUCUCCCUCUCCCUCCCUCCCUCUCCCUCUCCCUCUCCCUCUCCCUCUCUCUCCUCCUCUCUCCCGUCUCCCUCCUCCCUCUUCACCUCUCCCUCCUCACCCUCCUCUCUCUCCUCCUCCUCUCUUCGCCCUCCCUCCCUCUCUUUCUCUCUCUCUCUCUAUCUCUCCCUCCCCUCCUUCUCUCUCCAGGCCAUUGAGGAAGGUACAUUAGAGGAGAUCGAGGAGGAGGUGCGUCACAAGAAGACCACCCGGAAGCGAAAGCGUGACCGCGAUGACCUCCCUGGCCCCUCCUCUUCCUCCUCGGGGGGCAGGCGGAGCCGGGACAAGGACGAGGACGGGAAGAGACAGAAGAAAAGGGGACGCCCCCCCGCAGAGAAACUCUCCCCCAACCCCCCCGCUCUCACCAAGAAGAUGAAGAAGAUAGUGGACGCUGUUAUUAAAUACAAGGACAGGUAAGACUGGGUCUAGUAUUCUCUUUAGCUUGCUUUACAAUUUGGACUUACAUGUUGGUUGGAGCUAGCCUGGGUACCAGUCUGUUUGUGCCAUCAUGCCACUCCAAACAUGUUUGGGACCAGGCUAGGUUGGAACAAGGUGCUUGCAAGACUGAUUCCCAUAUGGGCCACAACAUACUGCAAACUGAAUCUCAGUGUAACUGCUGUGUAACACCAGUACUAUGGGUACUAACAUUAGUAUCUCUGGUGAUGUCUUUCACAGUAGUAAUGGUCGUCAGCUAAGUGAGGUCUUCAUCCAGCUGCCCUCACGCAAAGAGCUGCCAGAGUACUACGAGCUCAUCCGCAAGCCUGUCGACUUCAGGAAAAUCAAGGUAAAUUAAUACAUACACAUGCAUACUGUACAUACACCUCACACACACUCUCAUUAUCAUCUUCCCUCUAAUCUCUCUCUCUCUCUUUCUCUAUCUAUCUAUCUAUCUCCCUCCCUCCCUCCCUCCCUCCCUCUCCUGUCUGUCCCUCCUGUAGGAGAGGAUUCGUAGCCACAGAUACCGUAGUCUAGGAGACCUGGAGAGAGAUGUGAUGCUACUCUUUCAGAACGCACAGACCUUCAACCUGGAGGGAUCACUGGUGAGACACACACACACUUUAUACCGGAAUGAGUACUGACACACAAGUACACAACAACACAAACAGAUCGAUAACCAUAGAUGUAACAAUAGAUUACAUAAGUGAAUGACUUAGUGUGUUUAUCGACUUUAACUCACAUCGUCCAGUAACUGCAUAAGAGAUGUUGUUUACAGUAGUUGUAACAGCUCUUCCUAUAUGCACUCUUGUUACUUUAUAAGAAUGAAUCAAGGGACCAGUCCUUUUUUUGAUCAACUUUUUAUUUGUAUGUUUUGAAGCAGAUUAAGGCUGAAUACCAAUAAGCAGUGGACCAAAUAACAAUACCAUUGUUAGAACAUGUCCAACUGCAUCUGUGCAUGAGCCAAAUAUAGCUACAUCGGUCUAUCGUCUGAUUGCUGCCUUGUUCCCAGAUCUACGAGGACUCCAUCGUGCUCCAGUCAGUGUUCACCAGUCUGAGACAGAAGAUCGAGAAGGAGGAGGACAGCGAGGGAGAGGACAGUGAGGAAGAGGAGGAGGACCUGGACGAAGGCUCCGAGUCAGAGUGUGAGUCAUCACUGAAGAAAGGAAGGAAGGAAGGAAGAAAGAAGAAAUAUAGAGAGAAAGAAAGAAUGAAUGAAAGACAGAGAGUGUUGAUCCUAUGGUGUGUGUGUGUGUGUGUGUGUAUGAUAUGAAUCUGUGUGUGUCCGUCCUCCAGCCCGCUCAGUGAAAGUGAAGAUCCGUCUGGGACGGAGAGAGAAGAGCAGUGACCGGGGAAAGGGUCGGAGACGUAUGGGACGCACCCGAGCCAAACCUGUAGUCAGCGACGACGACACUGAAGAGGAGCAGGAAGAGGUGAGAGGAGAGGUGUGUGUGUGUGUUUUUACCUUCCAUCUUCGAUGUUUUGUUUUAUGAUCCUCAGCUAAAUGUGUUGCAGAUAUUGUGCAUGACACCCAGAAAUAUUCCCCCUUAUUUCUCUCUUUAUAUUUCUGUCUCUCUUUCUUCUCAUGUCCCACCUCUCACAGGAGCGCUCCCCCAGUGGCACUGAUGAAGAAUCCUAAAUGGAAACUAGCUACAUACUCCAUGGUCCAACACUACUUCCACUAUUACCAGGUUUUGUUCAACUCCAUUUCACCUUGA